Messenger RNA from Fonsecaea nubica, 1104 nucleotides. RefSeq lists its product as hypothetical. Lineage: Eukaryota; Fungi; Ascomycota; Eurotiomycetes; Chaetothyriales; Herpotrichiellaceae. Gene Ontology annotation, molecular function: oxidoreductase activity. The transcript has a single exon. The coding region runs from base 1 to 1104 and encodes 367 amino acids. The record is from RefSeq and is a predicted model, not a curated record.
AUGGCCAUGCCGCCAGUCAGAGGCGGACCAGGACGAGGACCGGAAUGGGGGGGACCAGGAAGGGGACGAUACGGCAUUCCUGGCAAACGCCCCAAUGCCGGUUGUACCCCAGAUAGAAUCAAGGUCCGCAAGGAUUUCGACUCGAUGGCUCCUCAAGAACGCAAAGCCUAUACCGACGCCAUCAAAUGCCUGGCGAGCAAGCCUUCGCAACUCGAUCAAACCCUCUACCCUGCCGCUACCAACCGUUACAUGGACUAUGCCGUUAUUCACGUCAACCGGACAAGAGAGGUCCAUCUAUCUGGCUUCUUCCUGACCUGGCAUCGCUAUUUCCUCCAUCUGUUUGAGGAAGACCUGAAACACCAGUGUGGCUACGUCGGUGCAUUCCCCUACUGGAACUGGCCGGCGACUGCGGACAAUCUUCAUGGCAGCGCAGUCUUUGACGGAUCCGACUACUCUAUGUCUGGUGACGGUGCAUACGUCGACAGUGGCCCCGUAGUGCUUUCGCCCUCCCUUUCGCUUCCUCAUGGAUCAGGAGGAGGUUGUGUCACGUCUGGUCCUUUUGUCGACUGGCAGACGACCAUGCAGGUCAUCCCCACCAGCUACAUUAUCCAGGGUCUUCCACUGCCAGACACAGCUUUCCAGUUGAACCAGAGCUGCCUCACCCGGGAUCUCAACAGUUAUGCCGCUCAGACCUAUACAAACACCACUGCCCUCGAACUGUGCUUGGAAGCCGAAGAUAUGGAGUCCUUUGACACUCAAAUCAAUGGCGUUAUUGGCGGCGGCACACUGGGAUUACAUUCUGGUGCUCAUUUCGUCGUGGGAUCUCCUGGCUCGUCGAUCUACGUCUCGGUGAUGGAUCCCAUUUGGUGGGCUCUCCACGCCUUCUUGGACAAUCUAUACACAUCGUGGCAGCUCCGCCAUCCUGACAUCGCAGAUACCCUCUUUGGUACUGAAACAGCUGUCAAUCUUCCACCGAGUGACAAUGUUACGCUCGACACUAUCCUGCCUAGCUGGGGAUACUUCCAGGAAGCGCCAAUUGCGGUGCGAGAUCUCAUCAGCACCACGGAUGGUCCCUUCUGCUACGAAUAUGAUGUUCCUUUGUGA